Cryptococcus wingfieldii CBS 7118 is the source of this 744-nucleotide messenger RNA. RefSeq names its product C-8 sterol isomerase. Gene Ontology annotation, cellular component: endoplasmic reticulum. The coding region runs from base 1 to 744 and encodes 247 amino acids. NCBI's taxonomy places the organism in Eukaryota, Fungi, Basidiomycota, Tremellomycetes, Tremellales, Cryptococcaceae. The transcript has 4 exons. The record is from RefSeq and is a predicted model, not a curated record. Gene Ontology annotation, biological process: ergosterol biosynthetic process.
AUGGUUUCCGCUCAGAGAUCCAAUAGCGGUGCUCCGGCUCCAUCACCGGCACAAGCAUGCGUUCUCAAAUGGGGUCGACGCGGGCUUAUUCUAGCGCUGGGUUGGGUUUUGUACUCGGUUGCCUGUUCGUACAACCACAUUUUCUACCGACUAGACCCCGCCGAACUCAACAAAACCGUCCAAUCCGCCCUCGCCUCAGCAUCCGCCCUCACCCCCGCCGGAUCCCCUUCCAACGCCACUCUCAUCAUCGACACCCUCGUCCACAAGCUCGCUGAGGACCAUCCGCAGAUCAAGUGGAGGACGGACUGGCAGAGUAGAGAUGAUUGGGUCUUUAACAAUGCGGGAGGGGCUAUGGGGAGUAUGUAUUUGUUGCAUUCUAGUCUUACCGAGUACCUGAUCAUAUUCGGCUCUGCUAUUGGUACAGAAGGUCAUUCCGGACGACACCCCGCAGACGAUUGGUUCCACAUCCUCACCGGUCGUCAACACGCUUACGAAGCAGGAGCGCUCGAACGAGAAGUAUACAACCCUGGAGAUGUAAAUUGGAUGAAGAGAGGGGUGGUGAAGCAGUAUGGUAUGGAGCCGGAGACUUGGGCGCUGGAAUAUGCGAGAGGUUGGAUCCCUUUGAUGCUGCCGUUUGGGUUUGCGGAUAUGGUGUUCUCGACGAUGGACGUUCUCACCAUGUUCCACACGGUCAGAAUCACUGGGAAGGAGAUGAUCUUGAAUCUGCUCAGAGGGAAGAUAUAG